Messenger RNA from Melitaea cinxia (Glanville fritillary), 3013 nucleotides. Its product is annotated as glycine dehydrogenase (decarboxylating), mitochondrial. Gene Ontology annotation, cellular component: mitochondrion; glycine cleavage complex. The transcript is spliced from 19 exons. Gene Ontology annotation, biological process: glycine decarboxylation via glycine cleavage system. Bases 1 to 2922 code for a protein of 973 amino acids. Lineage: Eukaryota; Metazoa; Arthropoda; Insecta; Lepidoptera; Nymphalidae. Gene Ontology annotation, molecular function: pyridoxal phosphate binding; glycine dehydrogenase (decarboxylating) activity; glycine binding. The record is from RefSeq and is a predicted model, not a curated record.
AUGUAUCACCAAGGGUGUGCUACACAGAUUUCAAAAUCGGACAAUUUGUUUCCGGAGAGAGUUGAUUUUCCCAGUCGUCACAUAGGUCCGAGAGAUCAUGAUAUUGUUACGAUGUUAGAUCUUCUUGGAUAUAAGAGCCUCGAUCAGUUGACCAAUGAUGCAGUGCCUAAGCAAAUCCAGUUACCAAGACUUAUGGAAAUUGAUGCGCCAAUAAGUGAAUAUGAUUUAAUUGAAAGAGUACGUAAAAUAGCUGAAAAAAAUCAGAUAUGGCGUUCUUAUAUUGGUAUGGGAUAUCACAAUUGCUGUGUUCCUCAUACCAUCAUGCGAAAUUUGUUUGAGAAUCCUGGAUGGACAACACAAUAUACUCCUUACCAACCAGAAGUUGCGCAAGGCAGGUUGGAAAGUUUAUUAAAUUAUCAGACAAUGGUUAGUGACUUAACUGGUUUAGAUGUUGCAAAUGCUUCACUUUUGGAUGAAGGAACAGCUGCAGCCGAAGCUUUGUCACUUUGCCACAGGCAUAAUAAAAGAUCUAAAUUUGUCGUAUCUGAACGGUUACAUCCUCAAACAUUAGCUGUAGUUCAAACGCGAUUGGAUGCGCUGGGGCUAGAAGUUAUGGUUGUACCAGAUGUCCGUCAAGUUGAUUUUGCUCAAAGAGAUAUAUCAGCCGUGCUACUGCAAUGCCCUGAUACACGGGGAUUAGUUUAUGACUAUUCAGGAUUAGCUGCAACUGCUCAAGAGCACGGGACUUUAGUUGUCGUAGCAACAGACCUCUUAGCUUUAGCCUUAUUAAGACCUCCAGCAGAAUGUGGUGCAGCUUUGGCAGUUGGUACAUCUCAGAGGUUAGGUGUUCCACUUGGCUACGGUGGACCACACGCUGGUUUUUUUGCUGCCGAACAUCCUUUAGUACGUUUGAUGCCUGGCCGCAUGGUUGGCGUUACCAGAGAUGCAGCUGGAAGAGAUGCUUACAGGUUAGCUUUACAAACUAGAGAACAGCAUAUACGUCGCGACAAAGCCACAUCAAAUAUUUGUACUGCUCAGGCACUUCUGGCUAACAUAUCAGCUAUGUAUGCUGUAUAUCAUGGCCCACAAGGUCUUAGAGAUAUUGCAACUAGGGUUCAUAAUGCUACAUUAGUUCUUGAUCAUGGAAUACAAAAUCGCGGUCACAAGCAAUCGAACGACGUAUAUUUCGAUACCCUUCAUGUAGUUCCUGUUUCCGAACACGAUGCUUCCGCUAUAAAAGCACGGGCUCAGGAGAAGAUGAUUAACUUGCGGUAUUUUGAGGAUGGCGCAGUAGGUGUUGCCUUAGACGAAACCACUACUAUGCAGGAUGUUGAUGAUUUGUUGUGGAUAUUCGAUUGCGAAAGCGUUGAGGAGGUUAUAAAAACUGGCGACGCAAAAUCUCGCAGUGUACUACGGGGACCUUUUCGCCGCACCUCUCCAUAUUUGACACAUCCAGUUUUUAACAUGCACCAUUCUGAAACUAGAAUAGUUCGGUACAUGAAAAGAUUAGAAAAUAAAGAUAUAUCGCUGGUCCAUUCGAUGAUACCUUUGGGUUCCUGUACUAUGAAGUUGAAUUCAACAACCGAAAUGAUGCCCUGCUCGUUUAAGCACUUUACUGAUAUUCAUCCAUUUGCACCUCUUGAUCAAUGCCAAGGCUACCACAUAUUAUUUGAAGAACUCGCUAAGGAUCUAUGCGCUAUCACUGGUUAUGAUCGAGUAUCAUUUCAACCUAAUAGUGGUGCUCAAGGCGAAUAUGCUGGUUUGAGAACAAUCAAACGCUACCAUGAGUUUCGAGGCGAUACCGGGCGCAACAUCUGCCUUAUACCUGUCAGUGCUCACGGCACUAACCCUGCGUCCGCGCACAUGGCUGGCAUGCGGGUCUGCGCCAUACGAGUUACUCCCUCGGGCGACAUUGAUAUGGAACACCUUAAGGAGAAGGUAGAAGAGCACAGCGAGAAGCUAUCGUGUCUGAUGCUCACAUAUCCGAGCACGUUCGGUGUGUUCGAGGAGCGUGCCGCGGACGUGUGCGCGCUGGUGCACGCGCACGGGGGCCAGGUCUACCUGGAUGGCGCCAACAUGAACGCGCAGGUUGGUUUAUGUCGUCCAGGUGAUUACGGCAGUGAUGUAUCACAUCUCAAUUUACAUAAAACUUUCUGUAUACCUCAUGGAGGAGGAGGUCCAGGAAUGGGACCUAUCGGAGUUAAAGCGCACCUGGCACCGUUCUUACCGUCACACCCGGUAAUAAACCCACUCGCCGACUUAGGAGACGCAGCGCAUAGCUUUGGCUCCGUUAGCGCUGCGCCUUUCGGGUCUUCAGCCAUUUUGCCUAUCUCUUGGGCUUAUAUUAAGAUGAUGGGACCAAAAGGUUUGAAGCGAGCGACGCAAGUGGCCAUACUUAAUGCUAAUUAUAUGUCACGAAGGCUGGACGGUCACUACAAAACAUUAUACAAAGGUGAAAGGGGAUUGGUUGCACAUGAAUUUAUAAUAGACGUACGAGAUAUGAAGAAAACUGCUAACAUUGAACCUGGCGAUAUUGCAAAGCGACUUAUGGACUUUGGUUUCCAUGCGCCGACAAUAUCAUGGCCAGUCGCAGGUACGCUUAUGAUUGAACCGACAGAAUCCGAAGAUCUUCAGGAAAUGGACCGUUUUUGUGAUUCACUUAUUACAAUAAGAAGAGAAAUUAAGGAUAUUGAAGAUGGCGUUAUUGACAAACGAUUGAAUCCAGUAAAGAUGGCGCCACAUACCCAGCAAGAGGUAAUAACGGAGGAUUGGAACCGUCCCUAUACUAGAGAGCAAGCUGCUUUUCCAGCUCCAUUCGUAAAAGCAGAAACGAAAAUUUGGCCAACAGUUAGUAGAAUUGACGACAUGUAUGGAGACAAACAUUUAGUUUGUACUUGCCCACCAGUUAUUGAUGAUUUUUGAUUUAAGAGAAGGAAUAAAAUAAUAAUACUUGAGCUGCGAUCACAUAAUGUUUAAUUGUCCAUAUUGUCGUAUAAUAAAUAUUAUCUCCAUA